AUGAUCAACAAUUACUUUCAAUUUUUCCAUGAUCAACCUUACUCAUUCUUCAACGAAGACCACCUUCGGCAGCAGUUCCGUGCUGGGCUACUUCCCACCGCAGUUCAAUAUGCAUUAUUCGCCAUCGCGUUUCGAUUCUCGAUACAAUCCAACAUUCAUGCCAAUCCUGGGCAAGCACAACACUAUGCUGACAUGGCAUGGAGCGCUGCUAUGGCACAAUGCUUUGGCAACGAGGAAGGUCCAGACUAUCGCAUGGUCCAGGCUCUUACUCUCCUAGCCAUAUAUGAUUUCACAGAGUGCAAACAUCGGGGCGCUUGGAUCAAAAUUGGACUUUCUGCAACCAUCGCCCAAGCGCUGCAUAUGAUGGCUGAUCCAGAUCCUACGUUGCCACUGGUUGUCCAAGAAGAACGCCGAAGAACUUUCUGGUCGAUUUACCUAUUGGAUAAAAUGGGGACCUGUGGACGAGUGAGGCCUCCUAUAUUCCAGGAUCACACAUGCCUGCUUCGGUUGCCUGGUGAGGAAUCUCCCUCCAGUCCCGGAAAUCUUAGGCACGCUCCAACCCUGCAAGCUUUCUUCAGUACUCCGGAUUGCGAUCUGGGCGAACUUGAGCCAUUCGCCAAAACAACGAUUCUUGUUUCCACUGUCAGCCAAAUAGCCACUUAUGCCUUCCAGCUAGGGAGUGGUCUUGAUGCAAAACCGCCUUGGGACCACGCCUCUGAGUAUGCUAUCCUCGCGUCCAAGUUACACGGCUUCGGUGCAUACUUUGAAACCUGGAAACCUAUUUCAAACACAAUACUCACCACUCUUGGAAGAGAUCUCGAUCUUAACCGCUCUGCUUCAGAGCCUUUUUUGUUUUCAUAUGUAGUCUUUCAUCUCUGCCAAUGUCUUCUUCAGCAUCCGUUUCUCCUAAGGCGUCACAUACGAGGUUCGAGUCCGAGGUUUUCGAGCUUCUUCAACACCGCCACAAAAUCGGGCUAUGAACAUGCUCAAGAAUUGACCCAUACCUUGGCCUUUGCUAGGCAGUCUGGGUACAAAGCUGCUGCAUCCUUCUAUGGCUACUCUUCUCUCGUUGCAGCAUCAAUCAAUGCCCUCUACCAAUAUUCCGAUGAUGAAACAACUCGUCAGCAGGCUCGCUCGGCCUUGAGCGCGAACGUUGUGUUCCUGGAGCAGCAUUCCCUGUACUGGCCAAAUGCAGCAAAAAUGGUUGUAACUUUGGAUAAGUUUAUGCUCAAGGUCACAGACUAUAAGUCCCUGAUCGAUAUAACUUGCGAAGUUGUGCAUCUGAGCGAAUCGGACAUCGAUUAUUUGUACUCUGUCGUUGAUUAUGGCUCACUGUCGACUAACGCAGCUACCGAUCGGCUCUACCAGAAUAGGGACAACGCACCUGCAAUCACGCCAUUCAAUCAAGUGGGAUCUAUCCACCACGGUACAAACAUGGUCAGAGCCGACAUUUUCAAUAAUUUCAAUGGCGCGCCAACGCCCACCCCAGGCAUGCCAGCCUAUGUUCCAGACCUCGGUGGCAACUUAGAGUUCAAUUUCUCAAGUAAUCAUCCCCAACAGGAGCCAGACUUUUACGCCCAGUUCUUUAACGACCUGACCCUGCCGACUCAAGGUGCGACCAUCGAUCCGUAA
Molecule: messenger RNA, 1632 nt
Organism: Exophiala aquamarina CBS 119918
Lineage: Eukaryota; Fungi; Ascomycota; Eurotiomycetes; Chaetothyriales; Herpotrichiellaceae
Exons: 3
Coding region: 1-1632 (543 amino acids)
Biological process (GO): DNA-templated transcription
Cellular component (GO): nucleus
Molecular function (GO): zinc ion binding; DNA binding
Source: RefSeq, a predicted model, not a curated record